AGAAGGUGGGGGAGAGAACACCUUCACAAUGAGGCUGGCUCAGAGCUGGUUGGUCAAAUCCUCCUCAAAUGAGCAAUGCUGAAAUAGCCUGAGGGGCAAACAGGACAAUAAAAUAGCACUGAGAUAAGCUGUUUGUUUGCUUGAUACAGGUUUAAUGAGCUGUCCGGAGUCAUGGUGGAUGCUGAGAUCAAAGAAUGAGUGAGACUUUGUUCACUGAGAUUCAUUCUUUGCCCUGGAAAGGGGCAUAGAAAAGUAUGGAAAAAUAAGAGAAAUUUCUGAAUGGCUCCUACUUCAGCUCAGAAUCUAUAGAGUGUACUUAGAGUGAGAGAAAAGGUGAGAAAUAAAAAAGGAAAGUGAAAGUAAAGGAACAACAAAUGGCAAAAUAACCCAGGCAUACCAAACUUGUUACUAUGGUGUAUGAGGAUGUGUCUUCAAAUCUGUGUGGUUUUCAGAAAGCCAAAUUGGGAUACUGUACUUUCCCUGGUUUCUCUGAAGGAAUUUGAUAAACUGAAGUUAAUUAUUAGUAAAUAAUAUAUUCUAAUGAUUAGCUUGAUCUCUCUGCUUAGACUCUAUUCCUGUCAAAUAAAGAAUUAUUCCAAUUUUUUUAAAUUAAACGUAAAAAAGUCUGCAUUAUGUAACCUAGACAAAAACUGAUACAGGAGAAGGCCAGGAUUCCUCCAGCUUAAGUUUCUGUGAUACUUCAACAAGUAUUCAUGUGAUUUACAGUACAGCAUUGCUCAGUACCUUCUUCUAGUCCUACCUGCAUGGACAGUACCUCUGAGGAGUAUAUUGUGAAUGUGGAAAAGAGGAACUCCACUUGCAAAGAAGAAACAGAAGCUGACCUCAGCACUAAGAUGCUCUUCUCUAUUGAAAUGUAGGAAUAAUAUAUGGAGCAGCACUAGUACAAACUGCUGAACUGCCUUGGCAACACUCCAAACGACUGCUCUUUCUGAUGGAGUUUUUAAUACUUCAAGAAGACAUAGUGUGCACAUUUAGAUGCCAAUAAAACAAUUCCCUGUAGGAUCCAUAGGCCACAUUUCAUUGCUAAAUUAUGAUGCCAGUGUGAAUGAUGGACCACCAAUCGCCGGUGAAGCAUUUCUGCACACCCAUGUUGAGUAGUGCUUUUGCUUUUCUCUGUUUAAUCCCUCCCUUUGGUAAACUCUGUUACUGCUUCCGCACUUGACUGAGAAGAUUUUGUCCAUCUCUAAAUGCACAUGUUGUGCCAUUGCUGUUGAGCUUUAAGAAGUGCUAAGUACCUGGCAAUUUGUUGUCUGGAGCCUGACCUUGUUGUGUUCAUGAGCUGCAAGAUGCUGUGACCAGGACUUGGUUGGUCUCCAGACAAAAAGCUAUUUUAAAUGAACCAAAGGAGAAAUCCACAGAUGCAAUUCUAUUGCUGCAUCUGGCAAUUGAGAGGGGAAUGAGAAGGGAACUAAAAAUCCCAUUACAAUUAUUCUUGGGUGCUUGGGUAAGAGUUUUCUGUUUCAGAAAAAUCAAAUGACUUUGAAUCUGUGCUCCACGUAGUCUAAGUUGUAUGCAGCAGGAGGGAAAUGAGCUCAUUAAACUUGACAGGAAGAAAGGGUGACCUUCUUUUGGGGUGAGUUUAAGGAAUUGGAGUUCAGAUUAGGAAAAGUGAUCUGAAUGACUUCCCUAUGGAGUGGUCAGUACAUGGAAAUUUUGCUCAAGUUUUCAAAAACUCCCCUUUCCAGGAUUUUGUAUAGAUUAUUUUAGUAACAGGAUCCUGCGGCUGAAUUUCGUUGUCACACCUGUGAUUUGGGUCAAGUAUCAUUAACUCAUUAAAAGGAUUUCAUAGAAAGAUUUGACUUAUCGUGGGAGAAUGUGAUUCGCAUGAAGUACAGGACGUGGCCAAACAGAGGAGUAAGGUAAGUGCCCCAACAUCCUGUUUCUUGUCUAUAUAAUACUGGAUAAAUUGUAUGAAAAAAUGCAGUAAAAGCAAGUAGGAAUUAGUUAAACAGCCAAGUCUCAAUGUGAUAAUCUAAGCAACUGUUACGUGAUUUCUUCACAUUAUAAGCUUUUUACCUAGUGUGAAGAAUUCGCAUCAAGAAAAUGGAGAAAUGAACUAGGAAAGAAAACCUUCUCUGUCUGUGAUGAUCACCUAUGUUUAUUUUUUAGGAAUCCUAAUUUUUCAGAAGCAUCAAUUAAUUUUGUUGACACGCUCAGCCUAGGUUAAGACAGCUCAAGUAAAAUCUCAGCUCCCUGAAGCCAAUAAUAAACUUGUAUUUGUGUGAGGAAUCUCUGCAUUUUUGACAGAAAUUUACCACAAAGUCUUGAUUCUUGAAAGCCAUGGGAUGUUUCAGUGUGCGCAUCCAAAAUUGAGGAAGGAUAACAUAGUGACUCUGAAAAUUGUUGUCUCAUUCUGCUGACAAGAAAUGCAAACACAGAAAAAUUAAGAAUAAUAUUUACGUACAGCAUUGCUGAGGUUAUAAUUGCAUAGAUUCCAAAUAUGAAAAAUGAGAUAAUAUAAAACACAAUCCUUUAUCCAUGUAUGUAGGGCUUCAGUCAAAAUUGGCUUUUUUCCAUUUGAAGUUUUCUUGCUUGGCACCAGGCAUUAAUGAUUCUUCUCCUUUAAAAAAAAAUUCCUUAAAGCGUCCAACUGUUCAGCUGAAAUUAUCAUUGUUGCAGCUGGAAAUAAAGCUCUAGUCGUGAAAAAUACAGGAAGGAUUUCUGAAAACCUUUUUUUUUUUCUUUUCUAGCUGAAAAUUCAUAGGCAGAUAUCAGCUAAUUGAAUCAUAGAAUCGUUUGAGUUGGAAGGGACCUUUAAAGGUCAUCUAGCCCAACUGCCUUGCAGUGAACGGGGGCACCUACAGCUACACCAGGUUGCUCAGAGCCUGGUCCAGCCUGACCUUGAAUGUCUCCAAGGAUGGGACAUCCACAACCUCUCUGGCCAACCCUUAUAGUAAAAAAACCCUCUUACAUCCAUUCAAAAUCUCCCCUCUUUUUGUUUGAAACCAUUUCCCCUUGUUCUAUCACAGCAGACCCCGCUAAAGAAUGUCCCUGUCUUUCUUACAGCCCCCACUUCGAUACUGAAAGGCUGCUAUCAGGUCUCCCUGAGCCUUCUCUUCUCCAGGCUGAAGAGCCCCCAGCUGGAUACUUCUGAAUCUUUCAGAAGUAUUUGCUUUCUAAACUGCAGUCAUUGUCUGUAGACUUCUUGGAAGCAGAUUUUUAUUUGCUGACUGCAUUGGCAUUUUGUUGGAAGUCUUUUACUGAAAAUUCAUGAAAUAACAUUUGAAUUGCUUUUGGAUUUCUUCUAGAUUUUUGUUUGAUUUUUAAAGCCUAUGAAGUGGGGAACUAUUUCAUUCCUUCUUUUUUUUGUUUUUCUUCUAAGUAUCUUCUUUGUAUCCAGCACAAAGCGGAAUGCAAAAUAAUUGAGUAAUUUGUGAGACUGACUACAAAAUAACAUCCCCCAGCAUUCUCUGUAAUUCACUUUUUAACUAAAACUUUGGCUUGCAGUGGAGAUAGUAGCAUCUUCUCACAGUUCCAGGUUUUCUUUAUAACAUUAAAACCCAUCCUGAUCUCCUGAGUUUUUGGUGCAUGAUGAUGCUUUUCUCACUUAAUUCCCAGUAACACCUGAGCUUUUAAAUUGCUUACACAUAUAUAUAUAUAUUUUCCCAGAGCUAGUUAGACUAUCUCUUAACAUAACAAAAGGAACAGAAAAUCCCCAGACACAACUUUUCACCGCUAGAUUUUCUACAUGAAACAAAGACUUGCAGGUAUUUUGUCCUCCUUUGACAUUUGAUACCAGACUGCCGCUUUCCUACAGGGCUGCUUUCUGAGGCUCACAAGCAGUUUGGGAUUAUGCAGAGAAGAUUCAGCCCAGUUUUCUAAACAACUUUUUCAUGCCGUGCCACCCACACAGAGAAGUUUGGGGUUUUCCUUGCCUCGCCAUACUUCCUUUUAUUCUGUGUCUCCAAUGGCUGUGGCAAUGUGUAGCCUGGAGGCUUGACUUGUGACUCUGGAGUUGCUUGAUGCAAUGAGCUGAUAUCCAAAUGCCUGGAAGAAUUAUCAAGACAUGCUUGCUACACCACAAAAUCAAGGAGUUUAUGUGGGCUUGAGAAUUUGAAACUCAAGUCCAGACUUGAAUUUUAGGCUGUGUGUUUGUGUUUGGUAGCAUUUCUCAGGGGAAAUAUCCACACUGUAGCUUCUUCAGAGUCGAUGUUUAGCAGUGUCCAGGCAUUUGGCACAAGCCCUGCUAGUACCAACUCUGCAUCAGUGCUUUUCAGCCUGUGAAACACUGUCCCGGGGCUGAUGGUGCGAUUCAGAAGGAAACUACCUCACAGUAACGAUCUUGUUAUGUUUGAAAGUGUUUGCUCGGGAGAAAAUGUCUGGGGAGUGAGGGGAAAAAAAGCAAAGAGAAACAAUAAAAACCCGUGCACAGUGCCAGGUGCCAAGGGGGGGUGAAGGUUUAUUUUCAGAGCAUCGCCUUUAGAAACAUUGCUUCCAAUAAUUUCAUCAGUCUAAAGAAAAUUGUACCUUUUAUCUUUUUGUUCUGUUUCCAGUGCAGGUUUUUAUGGAAGAAGAGGGCUGUUCUGAGCAUCAGGCAGGUUAAGCCCCAUGCCUUCGGAAGAGCUCUCUAAAAAAGACUGAGCAUUGUGCUAUGGUUGCACAGCCCGUGCUCUGUGAUGGGUGCAGCUGGGCUGCAGGUGGUGGGAACAGGUUUGGAACGUGCAGCAUAUUGUGGGGCAGCAAUGGGCAUUCUCAGCAGAGGAUUCUCAUGAAAUUUCCAGAAAACCACAAACCACACCCGAGCACCAAAUAAGCAUUGUCUGUUCUGAUAGUUUGAAGUAAGCUUUGAAUGCAGAGAUUUGUUUGAUAUUAAUGGAUAGCAUCGAGAAAUGGUGUACGCAGCAGUGCCCACUGGGAAAGCUGCAAAUAGCGUGAUCACAUGCAAGCUGCCAGUAGUUCAGAAAAAGCAUUUUCUGCAUCUGUUCCUCCUUGAUUCACACUUCAGACAGUUUGGUGGGAUUUCUACAUAGUCUUAAGCUGUGCGUGCCCACUAUCCUCCCCUGACAGAAGCAGCGAGCACCCUUUUCCCUGCGUGGGGGAGUGUUACUAGCGAUGUCCAAAGGGCAAAUGUAGAUUCAGAACAUUUUUGCAUUCUUCUGGCUAGGGAUCAAAUGAAAUCAGAAAGCCAUUUGACUGCCCAGCGCUUGUACUGAUGCAGAUGACUGGGUGGCGGGGAGCUGCCUGGGGAUCGGCUGGGAGCCUGCUGAUCUUUGAUGUGAUCCUGGAGCCAUCUUCCUACUGAAAUAGAGGGUAAGCAUUAGCAGGCUUUUGUUUCUGUGUACAAGUUGCUGUAAAAACUGGGGAGCGUGUCUGGGGGUGCCGCCGGCGAUGUGCUGAGCUCGAUGGGCUGGGUUUCCUGCGAAGGCUUUGUUCCUCCUACCACACUCAGGGGCAGCCCAACGGCAGGUUGCCCUCCAUGGACAGCGGGCAGCCGCAGGAGAAGGUGGUGCUGAAAAAGAAAGUCACGCUGCUGAGGGGGAUCUCCAUCAUCAUCGGCACUAUCAUUGGGGCUGGCAUCUUCAUCUCACCCAAGGGGAUCCUGAAGAACACGGGCAGUGUGGGCAUGUCCUUGAUGGUCUGGACAGCAUGUGGCAUCCUUUCGCUCUUCGGUGCCCUCUGCUAUGCUGAGCUGGGAACGUGCAUUAAGAAAUCUGGCGGUCACUACACGUAUAUCCUGGAGGCCUUUGGCCCGCUGCCUGCUUUUGUGAGAGUCUGGGUGGAACUGCUCGUUAUUCGCCCUGCUGCCACAGCGGUGAUAUCUUUGGCAUUUGGACGCUACAUUUUGGAACCUUUCUUUAUGCAAUGCGAAAUCCCAGAACUUGCGAUUAAACUUAUUACGGCGGUUGGCAUCACACUAGUGAUGGUCCUGAAUAGCACAAGUGUCAGCUGGAGUGCCCGCAUUCAGAUUUUCCUUACCUUUUGCAAGCUUGUAGCAAUUCUGAUAAUUAUAGUCCCCGGAGUUAUCCAGCUAAUUAAAGGAGAAACGCAGCACUUUAAAAAUGCCUUUGCAGGGAAUGAUGCCAGUAUUAUGGGAUUACCACUUGCUUUCUAUUCAGGAAUGUACGCCUAUUCGGGCUGGUUUUACCUCAAUUUUGUUACUGAGGAAGUGGAAAACCCUGAAAAAAACAUACCCCUCGCAAUAUGCAUUUCAAUGAUUAUCGUCACAGUUGGCUAUGUGUUAACAAACGUGGCUUAUUUCACUACAAUCAGUGCUGGGGAAUUGCUGCUUUCAAAAGCUGUAGCAGUGACCUUUGCUGAACGAUUAAUGGGAAGCUUUUCUUUAGCUGUACCGGUGUUUGUUGCUCUCUCCUGCUUUGGAUCUAUGAAUGGUGGCAUUUUUGCGGUCUCCAGGAUGUUCUUCGUUGCCUCCCGUGAGGGUCACCUUCCGGAAAUUCUCUCCAUGAUUCAUGUCCGCAAGCACACUCCUCUGCCAGCUGUCAUUGUUUUGCACCCUCUCACAAUGAUAAUGUUAUUCAGUGGGGAUCUCUACAGCCUCCUGAAUUUCCUCAGUUUUGCCAGGUGGCUUUUUAUUGGACUGGUAGUUGCUGGCUUGAUUUAUCUCAGAUAUAAACGUCCUGAUAUGCCUCGUCCUUUCAAGGUGCCUCUAUUUAUUCCAGCAUUGUUUUCCUUCACCUGCCUCUUCAUGGUUGCACUGUCACUUUAUUCCGAUCCAGUCAAUACAGGGAUUGGAUUCGCAAUAACCCUGACUGGAGUUCCUGCCUACUACCUCUUUAUCGUAUGGGACAAGAAACCAAAGUGGUUCAGAAAGCUCUUAGACACUGUAACUGAAGCAUUGCAAAUCCUCUUAGAAGUUGUCCCGUCAGAGGAGGACCAGAAAUCGUGAUCUCCAUCUACCCAAAAAUGCAGCCUUUGGCUUGAUGUUUCAUUUGAAUCCGAGGAAGAGCGUGCGGAGAUGUCUUCCUCCUCGUAGUGCUCUGCAAAAUGGAGGAACAAAUCACAGCUGAGAUGGAUACUGAGUGUGUCAGUUACCAGAACUGAAUUUUAUGAUGUUGUAAUUUUUUUUUUAAUGUGGUUGGUUUAUAUGUAGAGAGAAAGAACUUAUGCCAUGAGGGCUCUUUACUGUUUGUUAGUGUUAUAUUUUAAUGAAACAUAGGUUCUUCAAACAAGGAUUUUUGUUGCAUUGUCACUGAAAAUAUGUUUAAGCAUUGUGUAAGUAAUGGUCAGGUGUACUGUGAAGAAUGUAUCCUACUUGCUGUCCUGAAGAACCUACUCUCACUGGGGAAAGGGGCAGAUAAAGCUGCUGAGUAUCACUUAAUAAUGUUCUUCCUCUCCCUCUGUUUGGCAGCCCUAUUUUACUUAUGUCUUGCUUGGAGCACCAGUGCACUGAUGCAGAAAUACAGUGGUUUCUACUGUUUGUGGUGGCGAGAUCAAGGUACAACAUAACAUAUAAAAACAUCUUCUGAGAAUUAGUAUUUCUACCGGCAGGACAGGUAGAUUUUAGCCUGGGGGCAGUAAUUUCAUACAUGUUCAAGUUUCUACCAGUCUGGAAAUUAUGACUCUUUUUGCCAAUAUUUCUUUGUCUAUGUGUUUAUGGGAAAUACAGCAACAUAGUAAUUACCUUCAGAUUGGUAUUUGAAUCCGACCUCCAUUGGUAUAUGAAUAUUUUCUAUCUGGAAGCAUAUGAACUUGCAUUUAUCAGUCAGGCAAACGUGAUUUUAAAGUUUUAGAUAAUUAUUUGCGGGCAGCAAAUGAAUAAUGGUCACUGGUUUUAUAAUCUGUGGGAAUUUUGUAUAGACGCAGCAAUAAAUGCAAUACUGUUUUAUGAGUAAGAUGUAAGGCAAGUUACAACAGAUUUGUUGAUUUGAGUUGGAAACACACCUAAUCUGUGGGCUUUUUUUCAAGCACACUCCAAUUAAUUGGGCUUUGAAACACCCAGGAACAGGUGCUCUGCCAUCUUCUUCCUGGUUUUAUCUCAGCAGAAACAGAGAAAAGAUAUCAAAACUGAUAAAAUCAAACUAAAUUGAAGUUUCACCUUCAGAAUGAUGUUUGAGCUGAGAGUUGGCUCAAAUAUGAGCUGAAAUUUUGCCCUUUAAAAGAAAAUGUAGUUAAGGAAAUUUUUUAAUGCUUAAGAAUUCAGUUUUAUAUUAAAAUCAGGCUUUUAUUUUAAAAUAUCAGACUACUCAACCUUAAGACUAAGGUUUGUUAUCACUCUGUUAAGAAUAUAAUGCUUAAAUAUUGAAUGCACUACUUUUUGAGCUGUUUGCUAUUAGCAAAUCAUGCAUUUCAUGAAAACUUCUAUGAAACUAAGCAACAUUAGACUUCCUAAAUAGGGAGGAAAGCACAACUAAUAGCCAGACCACUACAGUAAAGGGAGACUGUAUUUUGUACAUGGGUUGUAUAUAUCCAGAGUAUUUGCCAUUUUAAGGGUGUACAGUAAAAUAUCUUUAAAUUCUUAGGUGUUUUCUUCCUUGUAUUUCUAUAGUGGAAUUUCAUAGAAGUAGGGAAAUGGGAAUAACUGAUUAUCUAGAAAAGUGGUAAUUUAAGAGAAAGAGCAUUCUCCAAACUAUUUUUACUUAAAAUAUUUUCUGUUUACGGUAACUUAAAGUGUUAUUUGAAACUUCUUUUAGGCAAGCAUUUUGAGCUAGUUUUUUGUGCUGACAGUGCAUGUGUUUAGUUGGUAUUUACACAUAGGGCAGAAGUGUGCUUUUCAGGUCAUCUCCUGUCCAUCCCAGUCCCCCACGUUUUGACCUGUGUCAGUGUGGAACACCUUAGGCAUACACCAUCUCCAUCCAUUUCUCAUGGAACCAAAGGCUUUUCACCCUCCAGGAGUGGGUCUAUCGCACUCCUUGCUUGUGGAAUCCCACCAGAGCAAAGCCUCCUCCACAUUGAUACUCUAGGCAGCAGGGCUUCCACAUCAGUUGUUUAACUCCGUGUAUUCACUCCUGUUGUGCCGUAUUACUUGAAAAUUUAGACAUAGCCAGUGUUAAUUUGUAGAAAUAAAUGGCUCUGUAAGUAUAACUGAAUGUUACUUUAUUUCUGUUGUUUUUGCCAUUGUGGACUUUAAAGUUUAGGAAUGCUUCUGAAGUCUGACCCGAUGACUGUAUUUUACUGUAUUUUAUGUUUGUGUAAGGGCUUAAUUUGUCCUGAGAGAGAUCCUUUGACUCAUGGUUUGUGAAGAUAUAUAUAUUGGGAGAAAAAAAUGUUACCUGCAAAUAAAAAAAACUAAUUUUUUUCAAAA
Messenger RNA from Numida meleagris (helmeted guineafowl), 9220 nucleotides. It is a transcript of the gene SLC7A11, whose product is annotated as solute carrier family 7 member 11. Gene Ontology annotation, biological process: amino acid transmembrane transport. Lineage: Eukaryota; Metazoa; Chordata; Aves; Galliformes; Numididae. Gene Ontology annotation, cellular component: membrane. Gene Ontology annotation, molecular function: L-amino acid transmembrane transporter activity. Bases 5438 to 6865 code for a protein of 475 amino acids. The record is from RefSeq and is a predicted model, not a curated record. The transcript has 14 exons.